AUGAGACACCUCCCCGUUUGCCUGUUCCUGGUUAUGGGACUCACUGCUGUUAAUGGGCAGUACUUCUGCAACGGCGGAACAUUCGCGGACCCUAACAUCCGUUGUGCCCAGGGACAGCAUGUGUAUUGCUGCGACACAACCCUCGUCACCGCCGAAGAUCCGAGUCGCAAGCAAGGGUUCCCAACGUACAGCGAUUGCGGGACUAAAGGUGCAACUUGCACGGUGAAGGACAAUUCCGGCCUCGGCUUGUUGGGGUUUGCUGCUUGCUGUUAA
Messenger RNA from Colletotrichum destructivum, 273 nucleotides. RefSeq lists its product as uncharacterized. The coding region runs from base 1 to 273 and encodes 90 amino acids. The transcript is spliced from 5 exons. The record is from RefSeq and is a predicted model, not a curated record. Lineage: Eukaryota; Fungi; Ascomycota; Sordariomycetes; Glomerellales; Glomerellaceae.